GCCACCGCCCAACUCGUCGGAGCCGGCCGCCGGGAUGCCUCAAGAUUCGCGCCCACCCGGGAUGCGCCUCUUCGGCGUCACCAUUGCGCCGGCGCCGGCGCUGCAGUCGGAUCACCCCGACCGGGAUCCGAGCCCCAACCCACCGGUGGCGGUGAGGGAGGACGUGAUGCGCAAGUGCAAGAGCAUGGGCAACCUGGCCGCCCUCGCCUCCGGCUCCGGGGACGUUGGGGGCGCCGGCGACGGGUACCUCUCCGACGGCGGGCUGCUUCAGUCAUCCGGCAAGCGGCGGAGGGCGCAGGAUAGGAAGAAAGCUGUUCCUUGGACUGAAGAAGAGCAUAGGACAUUUCUUGCUGGUCUUGAGAAGCUAGGGAAGGGAGACUGGAGGGGUAUAGCAAAAAAUUUCGUUACUACCAGGACACCAACUCAAGUGGCGAGUCAUGCUCAGAAAUAUUUUCUGAGACAAACUAAUCCUAACAAGAAGAAGCGAAGGUCUAGCCUUUUCGAUAUGAUGGCAAGCGAUUUGUCACCAGCACCAAAUUGCCCCAUCUUACCACCAACAAUGGCAAAAUACCAUGAGAUGGUAGCUAUGACUAAACAACUCCAGAAUAGUAGCUUGGAAGGAAUCUCAUCUUCAAACGCAGCUCCACAAGUUUCAAGAGAUCUUCCUCCCCCAGUCCCCUCUUUUAAGGCAACAAAUGUAGAUACAAGCUUCAGCAAAAUGAACCACAUGGGAUGCUUCUCGCGGAUACCUGUGCUGUUCAGGCCAGUUCCAGUAGUCGCUGAAGGGACACUUCCAUCACCUCCUGCGAGUGCCAGCAUAACUGCUCCGAUAUUUCAAGCUAACCCGACUUUAUGUACUAGCGUGUUCCUGAUCCCGCGAAGUGAUCCGCAGGCAGAGCGCCCAGCAGAGAACAAGGAUCUGGAGCUGACAGUCGGCCCACCCUCCCAACAGAACAUGACCAACAUUUCUUCGCAGAACGCGGUAGGCGUGAUCCAAGUUGUUUAAACUAAUACUAUUUUUUGGGAGUCGCAUUGAUGUCAUAGACAGUUGACAGAAUAAAGAUUAGCAUUUUAAUUAGCGAUACAUGAAUAAAAGCAGGAAUGAAAGACAGAAACCAUCAUCUGUAA
This is a messenger RNA of Lolium rigidum, 1128 nucleotides long. Its product is annotated as transcription factor MYBS3-like. Gene Ontology annotation, biological process: response to gibberellin; response to ethylene; response to auxin. The transcript is spliced from 5 exons. Bases 35 to 1006 code for a protein of 323 amino acids. Gene Ontology annotation, molecular function: DNA binding. The record is from RefSeq and is a predicted model, not a curated record. NCBI's taxonomy places the organism in Eukaryota, Viridiplantae, Streptophyta, Magnoliopsida, Poales, Poaceae.